AUCACAAGAAACAUCGAAUUCUUAUACAGGCUUCUUCAUUCUCACACACCCAUCCGCACACGCAACAUCGGGAGCUAGGGUUUGCAGAGCUCGAACCGAUCGAAGAAGAUGGAAGAGGUUACAGAGGGAUUAAACAACAUAAACAUCUCCAACGAUUCUUACCGGAAAAACCGAAUUCAAGUUUCCAACACCAAAAAGCCUCUUUUCUUUUACGUCAAUCUCGCAAAGAGGUAUAUGCAGCAACACAAUGAAGUUGAGCUAUCAGCUCUUGGAAUGGCAAUUGCAACUGUUGUCACUGUGGCUGAAAUCCUGAAGAACAACGGCUUUGCUGUUGAAAAGAAAAUAAUGACAUCAACUGUUGAAAUGAAUGGUGAAUCUAGGGGCAGACCGGUCCAAAAGGCCAAGAUCGAAAUUGUGCUGGGAAAGACUGAAAAUUUCGACGAGUUAAUGGCUGCUGCACAAGAGGAGAGGGAAUUGGGAUAUGCCGAGGAGCAAAGCUGAACAUAGAGAGUCUAGUUGUUUAUGUUAUUAUUUGGUUUGUUUGGUUUGCAUUGAGAUUGUUUUUUAUUUGUUUAAUUGUUUUAAGACCGAUUUUGGUUAACAAAACUUUUGAUUUUGGAAAAGUGAAGUCAAAAAAUAGAAGUGCUAUUAGAAACAUAAGCUUAGGGUGGAGACUUUGGAGCCUGUAAUAAUAUGAGCUAAGCCGAGCCUUCUUGACUAUA
Helianthus annuus (common sunflower) is the source of this 722-nucleotide messenger RNA. RefSeq lists its product as uncharacterized. Gene Ontology annotation, cellular component: nucleus. The transcript has 5 exons. Gene Ontology annotation, molecular function: RNA binding. The record is from RefSeq and is a predicted model, not a curated record. Bases 109 to 501 code for a protein of 130 amino acids. Lineage: Eukaryota; Viridiplantae; Streptophyta; Magnoliopsida; Asterales; Asteraceae.